Molecule: messenger RNA, 972 nt
Organism: Triticum turgidum subsp. durum (durum wheat)
Lineage: Eukaryota; Viridiplantae; Streptophyta; Magnoliopsida; Poales; Poaceae
Source: the annotation of a GenBank genome assembly
AUGACUUCCAGCUCCAGCUGCAGGGCAUGGCAUUGCUUGCUUGCCGUCUUCCUCCUCUCCUCCACCGCGUACGGGCAGCUCUCGCGGUCGUUCUACGACACGAGCUGCCCGACGCUGCAGCGCACCGUGCGUGCCACGGUGACGAAGGCACUCCGCGCCGAGCGCCGAAUGGGCGCCUCCCUCCUCAGGCUCCACUUCCACGACUGCUUCGUUCAGGGCUGUGACGGAUCCAUUCUCUUGGAUGACGUGGCUGGUAGCUUCGUCGGCGAGAAGACGGCGUUUCCGAACGUGAAUUCGGUGCGGGGCUACGAGGUGAUCGACCAGAUCAAGAAGGACGUGGAGCUGGUCUGCCCCGGCGUCGUCUCCUGCGCCGACAUCGCCGCCCUCGCAGCACGGGACUGCACUUCUCUGCUUGGCGGCCCCAGCUGGGCGGUGCUGCUCGGCCGGCAGGACUCGACGACGGCGAGCAUGAUGGAGGCCAACAGCGACCUCCCAGCGCCCAGCUUAAACCUGGACGGGCUCAUCGCCGCGUUCGCCAAGAAGCAGCUGAGCCCGCGCGACCUCACGGCGCUCUCCGGCGCGCACACCGUCGGCUUCUCGCAGUGCCAGAACUUCCGUGGCCACAUCUACAACGACACCGACAUCGACCCGGCGUUCGCCACGCUGCGCCAGCGCACCUGCCCCGCGACGGCCCCCGCCGGCGACACCAACCUGGCGCCGUUCGACGUGCAGACGCCGCUCGUCUUCGACAACGCCUACUACCGCAACCUGGUCGCCAGGCGUGGCUUGCUGCACUCGGACCAGGAGCUCUUCAACGGCGCCUCCCAGGACGCGCUGGUGAGCCAGUACGCCGCCAACCGGGCGCUCUUCGUGGCCGACUUCGCGACGGCGAUGAUCAAGAUGGGGAACCUCGCCCCGCCCACCGGAGCCGUCACCCAGAUCAGGCGCAACUGCAGGGUCGUCAACAGCUGA